Diospyros lotus (date-plum) is the source of this 727-nucleotide messenger RNA. RefSeq names its product bifunctional adenosine 5'-phosphosulfate phosphorylase/adenylylsulfatase HINT4. Gene Ontology annotation, molecular function: catalytic activity. The transcript has 6 exons. The record is from RefSeq and is a predicted model, not a curated record. Lineage: Eukaryota; Viridiplantae; Streptophyta; Magnoliopsida; Ericales; Ebenaceae. The coding region runs from base 119 to 580 and encodes 153 amino acids.
UAGAUGUUAUUUUUUUGGGGCAGGCCAUGAUUAAGAGAUUGGUGUUCCUUGCGAGCCAAUGCAAAUCUGCGUUGGUAAACCCAUGAAAUAAUUUUCGCCGCCGACGGAGGCAAGGGGAAUGUCGGUGCCGGCAUCGACUUCCUGCAUCUUCUGUCAAAUCGCCCGCUCUUCCACCUCCACCCCUCUCCUCCACUCCGAUGAGAAGGUUGUUGCUUUUCAAGACAUUAAACCUUCAGCCUUCAGGCAUUACUUGGUAAUCCCUGUGGAGCACAUCCCGACUGUCAAAGACCUCCAGAAGAGAACUGAAGACUUCUCAUUGGUGAAUCACAUGUUAAAUGUGGGGCAGACUUUACUGUGCCGAGAUGCACCCCAGCCCACACAGUAUAGAUUUGGCUUUCAUCAACCCCCUCUGAACAGUGUCAACCAUCUCCACCUCCACUGUUUGGCGCUUCCUUUCACGCCCAGAUGGAAAAGUGUAAAAUACUUGCCGUUGGGACCUCUGGGUGGGUUUAUUGAAGUGGAGAAGUUGUUGGAAAGGAUAAAGCCAUUGGCUGCUGCUUCUAUUCCACCAAAAGUGUGAUGUUAAUAAUAAUACAACAACAUUCUAUGUGUCUAUCUAUUUGACUAUAAUUCGAUGUAAGCAAAUGCAUUUGUCAAAACCCUUGUAAUCUUUAUGAAUCUUGUGAUGCAAACUCUCAUAAUGAAUGAACUGUUUAGUUUUUACCGC